AUGACACAUAGAACGCCACGUCAAUUGGUAUUUUCCAACGAUGAAGUCUGCUCAUCAACACGACUUUGGCUGCGUAAACUAUUUCAUCGCCGUUCAUAUGAUCGCCAUUACUGCACUUUUGUGACACCCUCUCCACUUUAUUUAGCUUGUCAAAAUAACGAUCUAGCAGGUGUGGAGUCAUGUCUGAAAAAAAUGAAGCUUGAAGAAAUCAACUACCAACAUCCACCGAAUAAUGAAACUGCUUUACACGUUGCAACACGAAAGCAACACAAGGAAAUGAUUGAAAUUCUUUUGCAGUAUGGUGUACAACCAUCACUGAGAAAUAUAGAAGGUCAAUGCGCUUAUGAACUAGCGGAAACGGAGAAAAUCAAAGAUUUAUUUAAACGUCCAGAAUCAUCCCGGUUCGCAUUUUUACACAGUUGUUAUAACAUCACUCCCUUAUCUCAGGAUAAAUUGAGUUGUAAAAGUUGCUUACUGGUCAACAAUAACACUAUGUAUGAAUGGGAGUUAGUGGAUAGAAAUGCAACACAGAAAGCAGUGAUAUUUCGUCGUGAAUUGAAAGCAUACUCAUCAAUGGGCGCAAAAUUUUGGAAAAAAAAGCUUUAUUCAUUAAAUAAAGGUUAUUUCACUGCACAUUCACAAGAUAUUUCCCCAGUAGAUGGUGCAGUUAUUCAGAAUUGUUUUAAACAGGCAUUGCUCGAACAGAAUCCCAACUAUCUUGUCAUUGCAUAUACCAGUUGCCAAAAAUUUUCAAAUUCUUUAAAUAUUGAUAUGGCACGCAAUGUGAUGCAUGCUUUGAACAACGGUUGUAGUCAAUUUUCGUGCCAAUGUCUCUAUUCAACGCAGGAUGGCACCAAAUCAAUUUCAAGUAUUUUUCUUCAUCAUCCAAACUUUCAAAAACUCGAUUUUAAAGGUGAAGUUUAUCGUGGUAUUGUUAUGCCAAAGCAUAAGUUUAGUCACUGCAAAGUUGGCUCUUCUAUUAUUACUACUACAUUUCUCUCAACAUCAAAAGACCGCCUCGUUGCUCAAGGUUUUGGUGAUAAAUGCGUGCUAAAUUCAGCUAUGCAUUCAUUUUUCUGCACCUACAUGAUAAUCAAUGACAGUCGUACUGCUAUUGAUAUAUCUAAACUAUCGACACAUCCAGAAGAGGAUGAAGUUUUAAUUUUGCCGUACUCACCUUUUCUUAUCACAAAAAUUGAAGAAAAAGAAGAAAUAACAAACAUUUAUUUAAAGGAGCAAUGCUCGGCUGACAUAUUUGAUGAAUGUGUUAUAGACUCUUCAGUUGAACUCGAGAAGAAUAGUAAUGUUUCAGAAAUAAUCCAUCUUUCAACACCAUAUCGACCAGCUGACAACGAAACAUUAGAUCUGAAUCAGAUAGCUGCAUCCGUUUGUACUUCACAGACUGCUGUUCGAACUGUAGUUCAACGAUGUGCAGGUGACUACGAAAUAAACAUUGUCGAUCUACAAGCAAAGAAGCCUCUCGACGUUCAAGCAAAGAUAAUUGCACGACCAAAGUCAAAUUCUAGGAAAAUGAAUUAA
Molecule: messenger RNA, 1539 nt
Organism: Rotaria socialis
Lineage: Eukaryota; Metazoa; Rotifera; Eurotatoria; Philodinida; Philodinidae
Source: the annotation of a GenBank genome assembly